Suillus fuscotomentosus is the source of this 873-nucleotide messenger RNA. Its product is annotated as metallophosphoesterase domain-containing protein 1. Gene Ontology annotation, molecular function: hydrolase activity. The record is from RefSeq and is a predicted model, not a curated record. The coding region runs from base 1 to 873 and encodes 290 amino acids. Lineage: Eukaryota; Fungi; Basidiomycota; Agaricomycetes; Boletales; Suillaceae. The transcript is spliced from 2 exons.
AUGUCUGGCUUCGAUGCAAUCAUUAAUCGCAAAGCUCCUAGUCCAUGGGAGCUGUUCAAGACCAAUCCUAGCCUUUAUAUAGCUUCAAAGCUAUAUAAUAGUCUCAGCCAACGAAUGCUACGUCCUUUGUCUACCCCCAUUCGCACCAUAUGCAUAUCAGACACUCACAACACCGACAUAUCUGCCCUGAUACCACCCGGUGAUAUCCUCAUUCACGCAGGUGAUCUUACUCAUUCUGGCACUCCCCGUGAGCUCCAGGUCACCUUUGACUGGCUAGUCUCUCUUCCACAUGAACACAAAAUCGUUAUAGCCAGGAAUCACGAUACGUACCUUCAGACAGCUGAGGAUUGUGGCAUAAUUUAUCUGGAGGAUGAGGCUCACACUAUCCAAGUGCGCGGUCGCACAUUCAAAAUCUUUGGCAGCCCAUUCACUCCGCAGCACGGCAAUGGUGCUUUCCAAUACCCACGUAUGGGUGUCACUGGCACUCCCAGCCAUUGGUCUGUUAUUCCAAAUGACACAGAUAUUCUCAUCACUCAUGGUCCUCCUCAUGGUCAUCUCGAUCUCGCUGGACUUGGUUGCAGAGCCCUGCUUGCACGUAUAUGGGAGCUUGGUAGGACACACCAGCCAGUGCUUCAUGUGUUCGGCCACAUUCAUGGCGGUCGUGGAAUCGAGAAUAUGCCCUGGGACUCUGCUCAGUCAAUAUGGGAGGACAUUGUGCUCAAAAAAGGGGGUUGGUUUCACACUAUGCAUUUGCUAUGGGCAAUGCUUUGGGGUGGCCAGGAUAAUGGUAUAAGGACAAUUGCUGUCAAUGCAUCUGUGGUUGGAGGUCCGCGAGACCGUGAUAUCCAGCCUCCUGUCGUCAUUGAUAUAUAA